AUGAUGCCUUGGAGACAAGCAGAGCUCCCAGUCGCGCUCAAGAUCCCAGUGGUCCUCAGAGAGCAUCUUCCAGGGGCCAUGUCCGCUAAACAGGAAAAUCCACCAGACAUUGUUAUUGCUCAACAAUGGGCCUCCUGCAGCAGGUACCGGUUGGCUGGAAAAGUGCAGUCUCUCUGUCCCCGCAACUACCAACCCGUCUGCGGGACCGACAGCGUGACCUACCCCAACGAGUGCUCCCUCUGCAGAGAAGUCUUCCGUAACCGGGUCAUCGACAAGAAGCACGAUGGAAGAUGUGUGAAGCUCAACUGUACCGGCUAUCUGAGAUCAAGCGGUGGUCGUGUGAGGCCCUGCACCCUGGAGUACAUGCCCGUCUGCGGCACCAACGGGAUUACCUACCGUAACAAGUGCAGCUUCUGCGAUGCUGUGGCGAAUGGACUGGACGUAAACGUGCGCAGCAUGGGAGAAUGCUUCCAGCGGAUUGACUGCAGAGGUUGGAAUACCAAUGCCAUCUGCGCCGCCAACUAUAACCCCCAUUGUGGCUCCAAUGGCAAAACUUACGGAAACAAGUGUCAGUUCUGCAAAGCAGUUGUGCAGAGCAAGGGAACCCUGUUCUUCAAACACCAUGGUCCAUGCUGA
Messenger RNA from Nipponia nippon (crested ibis), 636 nucleotides. The record is from RefSeq and is a predicted model, not a curated record. Lineage: Eukaryota; Metazoa; Chordata; Aves; Pelecaniformes; Threskiornithidae.